This is a messenger RNA of Humulus lupulus (European hop), 1276 nucleotides long. Its product is annotated as 2-oxoglutarate-dependent dioxygenase 19-like. Lineage: Eukaryota; Viridiplantae; Streptophyta; Magnoliopsida; Rosales; Cannabaceae. The record is from RefSeq and is a predicted model, not a curated record. The transcript has 4 exons. The coding region runs from base 81 to 1118 and encodes 345 amino acids.
UCACCAAUUUUAUCUCCAUUAUUCUCUCGUUUUCUCUGUUCAGAAACUUAUCAUCAUCACAUAAUUUUGUUCCCAAAAAAAUGAUCUCAAUCAAAGCAUUAGCUGAAUCACCCGACCUAACUUCCGUUCCACCCACUUAUAUUGCAAACCCCAAAACUCCCAAUGAUGAAACUCAACCACAACUCGAACACUCACAACUCCAAAUCCCCAUCAUUGAUCUCUCCCUCCUCACCUCUGGUGAUCCAGAUCAACGGUCCAAAACCAUCACUGAACUAGGCAAAGCAUGUCAAGACUGGGGCUUCUUCAUGGUGACCAAUCAUGGUGUGCCAGAGAGACUGAUGAGUGGAGUGAUAGAAGGGUGUAGAGAAUUUUUUGAUCUGAGUGAAGAAGAGAAGCUUGAGUUUGAGGGUAAACAUGUUAUGGACCCAAUCAGAUACGGCACCAGCUUCAAUGCAUCGGUUGAGAAAGUUUCCUAUUGGAGGGAUUUUCUUAAGGUUCUUGUUCAUCCUCACUUCCAUUUCCCUAAUAAGCCAUCUGGGUUGAGUGAGAUUGCAUUAGAGUACUUGAAGCAGAUACGGGUAGUGGUGGUGAGCUUACUUGAAGGAAUAUCAAAGAGCCUAGACUUGGAAGACAAUUACAUAUACAAAACACUUAAUGUUGAUUCAAGUUUACAAAUAUUUAUAGCAAACCUAUAUCCUCCAUGUCCUCAGCCAGAGCUUGCAAUGGGGUUGCCACCUCAUUCAGACCAUGGCCUCUUGACCCUUCUUAUUCAGAAUGGAAUUGGUGGCCUUCAAAUUCAGCACAAGGGCAAUUGGGUCAAUGUGAAUCCUAUUCCCAAUUCCUUCUUGGUCAACACUGGAGACCACCUUGAGAUAUUGAGUAAUGGAAAGUACAAGAGUGUUGUACAUCGAGCCGUAGUGAACAGCAAUGACACAAGAAUUUCACUAGCCAUAGCAAAUGGACCAGCCCUUGAGACAGUUGUGAGGCCAGCAUCAAAGCUGGUUGAAAGCCAUUCACAAUCACCAGCAUUCAUUGGAAUCAAAUACAAGGAUUAUGUGCAACUUCAACAGAGUAACAACCUUUGUGAUAAGUCCAUCUUGGAUCGUGUUCGAAAUUAGUUGUGCUUUUUGUUUUUUUAUUUCAAAAAAGAAACUUAGUUAAACAAAUAUGAAAGAGAGUUUCUAUAAUGCAUCUUCCAAAAAAGACUGUAUUGGUGUACCCUCUUGUAUUUAUGGCAUAAUUUUUUUUAUAUAAUAUUGUAUAUUGUUAUUAUUUA